AUGGACUACUCUAUGAUUCGAGCUAUUGUGGUUUCUUCUCGGGUUGCUGCUUCGCCAAAAGUUAUUAACGUUUAUUGGUGGCCGCCAAUUGACGACUGGAUUAAAGUUAAUACAGACGGUUCGGCCCUUGGGGCCCCGGGCAAGAUUACCGCUGGCGCGUUCUUUCGCGACAAGUGGAGUUGGGUUAGAGGGUGCUUUCACAUUAAAGGUGGUAUUGGCUUUGCCUUCAAAGCUAAAUUACUUGCCAUUAUCACGGCUAUUGGUAUUGCUCAUUCUAGGGGCUGGACUAAACUUUGGGUUGAGGCGGAUUCUAGUUAUGUGGUGUCUUUGCUUGAAACUCAUUCUAAACAGAUCUCUCAUAUUUAUCGGGAGGGUAAUCAGGCUGCGGAUCUUAUGGCCAAUCCUCAGAGACAUGAAGGUUGGUGGCCCUAUGCUAUUGAUGAGAUUAAACAUGCGGUGGCAAUGGACAUGUCGUCGCAUAGUUACAUUUGCUAUAAGUGA
Messenger RNA from Salvia miltiorrhiza (redroot sage), 501 nucleotides. RefSeq lists its product as uncharacterized. Gene Ontology annotation, molecular function: RNA-DNA hybrid ribonuclease activity; nucleic acid binding. The record is from RefSeq and is a predicted model, not a curated record. The coding region runs from base 1 to 501 and encodes 166 amino acids. NCBI's taxonomy places the organism in Eukaryota, Viridiplantae, Streptophyta, Magnoliopsida, Lamiales, Lamiaceae. The transcript has 2 exons.